GCAGAUAGGUCAUUUUAUUUUACGCUCUUGUCAUUGAUUUUUUACGUACCUCUUACCUGUAGCACCUACAUAUAGCCAAUUCCAACUGUUCAAUCACCCUUAGUUUCCUGUUAUUAAUUCAUCAUUUUUGCUUGAUUUUCUAAUUGUUUUACUUAUUUUGACUAUUUACAUUACCCUGUGGCUUUUAAAAGGAUUUAUCUUAUUAGAUUACUUGAAAGCUCAAAGAAAACACGAACAUCGUGAUUUUUUUGUGUUUUUUAGAGAGGAUACUUGAAUUAGAUGUCUCAAGACGUCUUCAAGCAUAUAACCAGAAAACAGGUUCAGCGUUCUCGAUCCAGGUCCUUUAGCGGUCGCUCUGAGCGGUCACCAAGUUCCUCAUUUCCAAAAAAAGAAAAUGGCUUAACGUCGACUACCAGGUCAAGACUUUUGGCCUUCUCUAGCUCCUCUCGGUAUUCAUUCUCGUAUAGUCCUUUGAUAAUUCGUGACGGGGUCAAUGGGUAUCUCCCGCUAGACGCCAAUGCCUCAAAUACUUGGGAGUCACUCCCUGAGACAGAGUUGCGACGGACUGGGGAAGAACUUUUUGGAAAUUACACAAUAAGCACAGCGGCCUUAGGUGAUGAAAAAGACAGAUCUCCCUUUACGACUCGCCCAAAGAAGCGACGAUCUCUGGGUGAUAUAUACUAUGUCCCUGUUCCUGGCAAACAGCAUACAUCAUCAGCCAUAGAUGGACCUCUACAAGCGAUUGCUACAACAAAUGAUACGACGUUUAGUAUUUGGUCUGCAAAUGAUUACUUUUGUUUGCUGUUUGGCUUAACAGGCUCGAAGUUAAAUCGGCAUAAUGUAUUUGACAUAUUUCCAAAAGCGUUCGCUUCAUAUCUAUCUUCCUUAAUGAUUUCCUUUCCGAUAGAUAACGAACAUGAGCGCGUCUUAUUUUGCGGUGACGUUUUUCCUGUUAAAACUGUAGACGGGAUACGCGUUAUGGACUUUUGGGUUAAAGAGAAGGCAGGCAAAUUAAUAUGGAUUCUCGAGUUCGUUGAAGAGUCGUAUAUCGAUUUUCAACUCUCCAGUGAUGAUCGCGUUAUUGAUUUAAAAACUGGUGAGCCGCUCGUCUUGGAUUUCCUGCCUUCCCAAUUGCCAAGAUCUUGGGAUGAACGUUUAUAUUUGGCUACUCGUAUGUCAACAGGAUUGAUAUGCCCAAGCAUGGUUUAUCCCCUUUCAGGAAAUACAUAUCAAUAUACCAUAUUUCAUUAUGCGGCUGGUCUGCUUUUUCUAAAUAAGGGUCGAAAAAUUGUUUCUCUAAAUGAAGCCGUUUUUGAAUCCAUGCUUGGAUUUAGUGACUUACUAACACGUGAUAUUUCAUUAAUAUUCCCUGACUUUAACAAAAUCUUAGACUUACUGCUGGACAGCCAUUUCCUAGAUCCUGGCAGAGUCGUUUCAGAGCUUCAUGUUAGGCACGCAUACUAUCGCAUUAAGUCCUACAAUGCUGAUAUUGGUGAUCGUCCUGAGUUGGUACACGCUGAUGGCCAUCGCAUUAAGGUGGAUUGUCAAAUUAUAUCUGUGUCUCCUAUUUCUGAUUACCCUAGCGAGCCAGCAUUCGGUGUGUGGCUUAUUUUUGACUCUGUUGAUAAUCGUGCUUCUAAUUAUAUCAGUUCAAAACGCUCAGCUAAAUUACUGGAGGAAGCUGUUAAGUCGGAUCAGACAAAUGACUUGGAAGGACCCGAGCAGGCAGGAGAUAAGUCUUCUCCUGAAAUGGAAGGGACAUGGGAAAAUGUUCCACAAAAAAUCUCAAUGUAUAAUACUGUGAAGGAAUUAGGAAUUGGAGCGUACGGACAAGUAAAGCUGGUUAGCUAUAAAUGUCAAAAAGUGCAUGAAGUAAUUUUAAAAUCUAUUAAUAAGUCCCGGAUAUUGUUAGAUUCAUGGAUGCGAGAUAAAGAGCUUGGGACUGUGCCAAUGGAAAUAAGCAUUUUAAAUUUCCUUAAAUAUAACCCACAUCCAAAUAUUGUGAAGAUGAUAUCUUUUUUUGAGGAUAACGAUAAUUAUUACCUAUUAACGGAACCACAAAUUCCAGGAAUUGAUCUAUUUGAUUAUAUUGAAGUAAGGUCUUCAAUAUCGGAGGUUGAAUGUAAGGCCAUUUUUUACCAAAUCGUUUUAGCUAUUAGCCAUUUGCAUGCAUUUGAUAUAGUUCAUAGGGAUAUCAAAGACGAAAAUAUAAUUCUGGAGCAAUCAGGAGUUGCCAGAUUAAUUGAUUUUGGGAGCUCAAGUCUCACUCGAAAAGGACCCUUUGACACUUUUCGGGGAACAGUGGGUUUUGCUGCCCCCGAAUUGUUAAAAGGGGAAAGGUAUUUGGGUAAAGAACAGGAUGUUUGGGCUUUGGGUAUUUUACUUUAUACAAUUGUUUACCGCGAAAACCCGUAUUACAAUAUUGAGGAAAUAUUGGAUGGGGAUUUGAGGAUUCCUUUCGAGGUGUCCAAGGAAUCUGUUGAUCUUAUUUAUCGAAUGCUUGACCGAAAUGUUCAAGCCCGUAUAACUAUUGAAGAGGCAAUACAGCAUUGUUGGUUUGAUGAUGUUAGAACACUCGAUCUCUCUCAUAUACCUGUACCUUUAACUCUUUAAAACUUAUCUAUUGUUGUUAUAAAUAUAAUGUAUUAAAUACUACUAUGAACCCAUUAAUAAAACUGUUUUAUGAUCAAAAG
Schizosaccharomyces cryophilus OY26 is the source of this 2693-nucleotide messenger RNA. Its product is annotated as CAMK/CAMKL/PASK protein kinase Ppk6. NCBI's taxonomy places the organism in Eukaryota, Fungi, Ascomycota, Schizosaccharomycetes, Schizosaccharomycetales, Schizosaccharomycetaceae. The record is from RefSeq and is a predicted model, not a curated record. Gene Ontology annotation, molecular function: ATP binding; protein serine/threonine kinase activity. Bases 280 to 2613 code for a protein of 777 amino acids. Gene Ontology annotation, biological process: protein phosphorylation; intracellular signal transduction; negative regulation of glycogen biosynthetic process. The transcript is spliced from 3 exons. Gene Ontology annotation, cellular component: cytoplasm; cytosol; nucleus.